CAGUGACAUCUUCAGUUAACUGGCUACUUGGUAAUCGUCACUAAUACUGAGGAAGCCGCUCCACUCACCUCAGUACUCUGGGUCACAGCCAAAGCCUUUGCUUUUACAGCUGAUCCCAGGAGAGAACAGGAGAAACCCCUUGGAGGCAUCCUUCCUUCUUCCCGUGCUGGGCUGGGAGACAUCCUGGGUACCAACACUCUUGGUACAGAAGCUGUAAGUGUCCAUGGCUUCGCUAAGCCGAGCCCUACGUGUAGCUGCCACCUGUCCUCAAGGGAGAUCUGCUUGGAACCUGAGGCUACAGCCCCUAGGCAGGGAGGCCAGGCCAACCACGGAGAAGAAUGUUCCGUACCAGCGGACCCUGAAGGAGGAGGCACAAGGUGCCUCGGUGGUGCCCCAAGGACCGAGCCAACCCCUGCCUAGCACAGCCAAUGUUGUGGUCAUUGGCGGGGGCAGCUUGGGCUGCCAGACUCUGUACCACUUGGCAAAGCUGGGUGUAGGCCAAGCAGUGCUGCUGGAGAGAGAGCGCGUGACCUCUGGGACCACCUGGCACACGGCAGGCUUACUUUGGCAGCUGCGGCCCAGCGAUGUGGAGGUAGAGCUUCUGGCCCACACGCGUCAGGUGGUGAGCCAUGAUCUGGAAGAGGAGACUGGGCUGCACACCGGCUGGAUCCAGAAUGGCGGUCUCUUCAUCGCCUCUAACAGGCAGCGCCUGGAUGAGUAUAAGAGGCUCAUGUCGUUGGGCAAGGCCUAUGGUAUAGAGUCCCACGUGCUGAGCCCAGCAGAGACCAAGGAUCUGUAUCCGCUGAUGAACGUGGACGACCUCUAUGGGACCCUGUAUGUGCCACAGGACGGUACCAUGGACCCGGCUGGCACCUGCACUACCCUCACCAGGGCAGCAGUGGCUCGAGGAGCUCAGGUCAUUGAAAACUGCCCAGUGACUGGCAUCCACGUGCGGAUGGAUGACUUCGGAGUGCGGCGGGUGGCAGCUGUGGAGACAGAGCACGGCUCCAUCCAGACACCCUGUGUGGUCAACUGUGCAGGAGUGUGGGCGAGCAAUGUGGGCCGGAUGGCUGGAGUGAAGGUCCCUCUGGUGGCCAUGCACCAUGCCUACAUUGUCACUGAGCGCAUUGAAGGGAUCCAGAACAUGCCCAAUGUCCGAGAUCAUGAUGCUUCUGUCUACCUCCGUCUGCAGGGGGAUGCCUUGUCUGUGGGUGGCUAUGAGGCCAACCCCAUCUUUUGGGAGGAGGUGUCAGACAAAUUUGCCUUUGGUCUCUUCGACCUGGACUGGGAUGUGUUCACCCAGCACAUUGAAGGUGCCAUUAAUCGGGUUCCGGUGUUGGAGAAGACGGGGGUCAAGUCCACUGUCUGCGGCCCUGAAUCCUUCACACCUGACCACAAGCCCCUGAUGGGGGAGGCUCCGGAGCUCCGUGGCUUCUUCCUUGGCUGUGGCUUCAACAGUGCAGGCAUGAUGUUGGGUGGUGGCUGCGGGCAGGAGCUGGCCCACUGGAUUGUGCACGGGCGUCCAGAGAAAGACAUGUACAGCUAUGAUAUCAGGCGUUUCCACCACUCGCUCACGGACCACCCCCGCUGGAUCCGAGAGCGCAGCCACGAGUCCUACGCCAAGAACUACUCGGUUGUCUUCCCGCAUGAUGAGCCACUGGCAGGCCGCAACAUGAGGAGAGACCCCCUUCAUGAGGAGCUACUUGGACGAGGCUGUGUGUUUCAAGAGCGACAGGGCUGGGAACGGCCGGGAUGGUUCAACCCCCAAGAAACAGCUCCGGUCCUUGAUUACGACUACUACGGGGCCUAUGGACACGAGGCCCACGAGGACUACGCCUACAGCAGGCUGCUGGGCGAUGAGUACACCUUCGGCUUCCCACCGCACCACCACACGAUCCAGAAGGAAUGUCUGGCCUGCAGAGGAGCUGCUGCCGUGUUCAACAUGUCUUACUUUGGCAAGUUCUACCUGCUGGGGGCGGAUGCCAGGAAGGCUGCCGACUGGCUCUUCUCAGCAGACAUCAACCGACCCCCAGGCUCAACGGUGUACACGUGCAUGCUGAACCAUCGGGGAGGCACCGAGAGCGACCUGACCGUUAGCCGCCUGGCCCCUGGCACCCAGGCCAGUCCCUUGGCCCCUGCCUUUGAAGGGGAUGGCUACUACCUGGCCGUGGGUGGCGCUGUGGCCCAACACAACUGGUCCCACAUAACCACGGUGCUGCAAGACCAGGAAUUCCGGUGUCAGCUUAUAGAUAGCUCGGAAGAUCUGGGCAUGCUCAGUAUCCAGGGCCCAGCCAGCCGUGCCAUUCUCCAGGACGUGCUCGAUGCUGACCUGAGCAAUGAGGCUUUCCCCUUCUCCACCCACCAGCUGGUGAGAGCCGCUGGGCACCUGGUCCGGGCCAUCCGGCUAUCCUUUGUCGGGGAGUUGGGCUGGGAGCUGCACGUGCCCUGUGCAUCCUGUUUGCCAGUGUACCAGGCUGUGAUGGCUGCAGGUGCCAAGCACGGCCUUGUCAAUGCGGGAUACCGUGCCAUUGACUCCCUGAGCAUCGAGAAAGGCUAUCGACACUGGCAUGCAGACCUGAGGCCUGAUGACAGUCCCCUGGAGGCAGGAUUGGCCUUCGCCUGCAAGCUCAAGUCCUCAGUGCCCUUCCUAGGCCGAGAGGCCCUGGAGAAACAGCGUGUCGCAGGCCUCCACCGACGCCUGGUCUGCCUCACUGUGGAAGAGGAGGUGCCUAUGUUCGGCCUGGAAGCCAUCUGGAGAAAUGGCCAGGUGGUGGGCCAUGUCCGGAGGGCUGACUUUGGGUUCACCAUCAACAAGACCAUAGCCUAUGGCUACAUCCGAGACCCCAGUGGUGGGCCGGUGUCUUUGGACUUUGUAAAGAGUGGAGAGUAUGCCUUGGAAAGAAUGGGGGUCACCUAUGCUGCCCAGGUUCACCUGAAGUCUCCUUUUGACCCUGACAACAAGCGGGUGAAGGGAAUCUACUGAAGGGCAGCAGGAUGGAGGCUCAGGCCAUUGGGAACCGCCACACCUCCCACACUGCAU
Messenger RNA from Acomys russatus (golden spiny mouse), 3040 nucleotides. It is a transcript of the gene Sardh, whose product is annotated as sarcosine dehydrogenase. The transcript has 21 exons. The coding region runs from base 224 to 2983 and encodes 919 amino acids. The record is from RefSeq and is a predicted model, not a curated record. Gene Ontology annotation, molecular function: protein binding; oxidoreductase activity. NCBI's taxonomy places the organism in Eukaryota, Metazoa, Chordata, Mammalia, Rodentia, Muridae. Gene Ontology annotation, cellular component: mitochondrion.